Messenger RNA from Amaranthus tricolor (Joseph's coat), 1866 nucleotides. RefSeq names its product enolase. The coding region runs from base 281 to 1615 and encodes 444 amino acids. The transcript has 15 exons. NCBI's taxonomy places the organism in Eukaryota, Viridiplantae, Streptophyta, Magnoliopsida, Caryophyllales, Amaranthaceae. The record is from RefSeq and is a predicted model, not a curated record. Gene Ontology annotation, biological process: glycolytic process. Gene Ontology annotation, molecular function: magnesium ion binding; phosphopyruvate hydratase activity. Gene Ontology annotation, cellular component: phosphopyruvate hydratase complex.
UCAUUAAUCUCAUCCACACCAAACAACCGUUGUUAUUUUUUUCAAUUUUUUAUCAAUACAUUUCUCUCGCUCUAAACUGCCAAAAAAAUAAAUUUAGUGGUACUGUAUAAAAUAAACUAGUUGAUGAAGAAUCAAACAAAGCAAAUCACGGCUAUUAAAAGGGUUCAAAGGUUAGUCAUAUCUUCAGUCUUCUGCAGGGUAUUUCACUCCUUCUCUAUUCAACCAUUUCUCGAACUUCUUUCCUUUUCGGUACUUUCAGAUCGAAUAUAUUUUCUCAACCAUGGUUACCAUCAAGUGCAUCAAAGCUAGACAGAUCUAUGACAGUCGUGGGAAUCCCACUGUCGAGGCUGAUGUUCAUCUAGAUGACGGAACUUACGCCAGAGCUGCUGUUCCUAGUGGUGCAUCCACUGGAAUUUAUGAAGCUCUUGAACUCAGGGAUGGAGGUAAAGACUAUAUGGGAAAAGGUGUCCAUAAGGCUGUUCAGAAUGUGAAUGAGAUUAUUGGCCCUGCUUUGGUUGGCAAGGACCCAACUGAGCAAACUGCUAUUGACAACUUCAUGGUUCAGCAACUCGAUGGAACUGUCAAUGAGUGGGGUUGGUGCAAGCAAAAGUUGGGAGCAAAUGCUAUCUUGGCUGUUUCACUCGCUGUCUGCAAAGCUGGAGCCCAAGUCAAGAAAAUUCCUUUGUAUAAGCACAUUGCAGAGCUUGCUGGAAACAAGAAGUUGGUAUUGCCGGUUCCAGCUUUCAAUGUCAUCAAUGGAGGAUCUCAUGCAGGAAACAAGCUUGCAAUGCAAGAGUUCAUGAUUCUGCCUACUGGAGCUUCCUCAUUCAGUGAGGCAAUGAAGAUGGGCAGUGAAGUAUACCACAACUUGAAGAGUGUGAUCAAGAAGAAAUAUGGUCAAGAUGCAACCAAUGUUGGUGAUGAGGGUGGCUUUGCUCCUAACAUCCAGGAGAACAAGGAAGGUUUGGAGCUGCUAAAGACUGCCAUCGAGAAGGCUGGAUACACUGGCAAGGUUGUCAUUGGUAUGGAUGUCGCUGCAUCUGAGUUUUACAGAGAUGACAAGACUUAUGACUUAAACUUCAAGGAAGAGAACAAUGACGGAUCUCAAAAGAUCUCUGGUGAUGCUCUUAAGGAUUUGUACAAGUCUUUUGUCUCUGAGUACCCUAUUGUGUCUAUUGAGGAUCCAUUUGACCAAGAUGAUUGGGAGCACUACGGAAAGAUGACCGCUGAAAUUGGAGAGAAAGUACAAAUCGUUGGAGAUGAUCUGUUGGUCACUAACCCAAAGAGAGUUGAAAAGGCUAUCAACCAGAAAACUUGCAAUGCCCUUCUUCUCAAGGUUAACCAAAUUGGUUCUGUGACAGAAAGUAUUGAAGCCGUAAAGAUGUCCAAACGUGCUGGGUGGGGUGUGAUGGCCAGCCAUCGCAGUGGAGAAACCGAAGACACUUUCAUUGCUGAUCUUUCAGUAGGUCUUUCCACGGGUCAAAUCAAGACCGGAGCUCCAUGCAGAUCUGAGCGUCUCGCCAAAUACAACCAGCUCUUGCGUAUUGAAGAGGAGCUCGGAGCAGAUGCUGUGUAUGCUGGAGCAAACUUCCGUGUACCCGUUGAGCCUUACUAAGGAGAUAGAGAUCUUUCAAUCAGGGCUACUGAGUUAUUGAGAUAUUGGUUUUUGUGGGAAGGCUUCUAUGUAUGUCCGUCAAUGAAUAAACCAAAUGUAAUGUUGCGCAUAGACUUUUUUUUUUUUUCCAAAGUUUUGUUGAGAAAUCGAACAGUAAUAUACUCGAUGUUUUGGAAACCCAUUGGAAUGUAUUUUGACUUAAGUUAUAUGUUCUUAUGGAAUGAAUGAAUAUUAAGUUUGAGAUUUUCUUA